Lachancea sp. 'fantastica' is the source of this 3975-nucleotide messenger RNA. NCBI's taxonomy places the organism in Eukaryota, Fungi, Ascomycota, Saccharomycetes, Saccharomycetales, Saccharomycetaceae. The record is from the annotation of a GenBank genome assembly.
AUGUUUCUGACCAUCUUUGCGUUGCUACUUGGCAUAUUCCAUGUUGGCGGAUCGGCGGUUGUUAACUUCCCGAACUCCUCCUCCGGAGACACGCUACGGGCAUGGAAUACCUUGGUGAAAUUAGUGGAUGAUCGAAACAUUCUGCAGCAGCUGUACUUUGAAAUCGCAGGAGUCGGGGAUGAAUUAUAUGAAUUUGAUGCAAUUGAUGACCCUGCUCAGAUGUCGAGCCGCAUAGUGAACAUUUUGCGAGAUUAUAAUCCUGAUACGGCUGAUCUAUUCCCUUUGCAUUUUGCAACAGAGCCAGGGUUCAGUAAAAACAUAUCAAACGAGAACUUCUUCAUACUUAACCACAAAGUUUUCCGCUCGCCGGAUGAUCUAUUUUACCUCAAGAGUUCUGACCUUGCAGCUCAAAGAUUGAUUUUUGAUAGUGUAGUUUCAAGCCCUGAGGAAGUCAUCCUCGGAAGCAAUGAAAAGGCUCCACUAGUUCAAUUCUACGGAUGUGAUCGUGUUUCAAGUUGGGAGUCAUUUAAUAGAAACUUGCUCACAGAGUGUCAGGCUGGUAAAAUAAGGUUUUUGUGGAGAAGUACAUGUCCAAACGACCAAUCCUUCAAGUUCGAACCUUCAGCCGUGGCGCUAACAGUGAAGAAGUCACAAUGGGGCAAGCUUGUUGACUUACCUUUGGAUUUACCCGAUGCUUUCAAAAACGGGGAAAACUAUGCACAGAAAGUCAGUGAUGCGCAAUUGAGGGACCUUGACAAAAAGGUGUCUACUACAAUAUGUGAUCUUUACGAAAAGACCCAGGAUUUUUCAGAGACCUUCAACUACAUGAAACAAGUGAUUAACAACUUUCCCGCGCUUGCCCACAAAUUGGCAAAUAUUCAAGUCUCAGACUCGAAGCUCGUCCAAGCCGUGGACAAAACAGAGAAGAAUGGUAUCGAUCAUACUAUGCUCGGUAUUUACAUCAAUGGCCAGUAUCACAAAUUGUCGAACUUGGACAAAAUUUCUAUUCUUCAAGCUGUAACGGCAGAAGCGACACGUAUCGAUUUGAUAAGAAAGCUUCUGCAGAUCUAUGAAGGUUCAGACGAUGAACAAUCCACAAUCCUAGCCAAGGAGCUCGUGCAGAAAUUUUCUGCACACUCGCAGAGCACUCUUCAAAACUCGCAGCCAGCCAAAUACGAUUUACAUCGUGUAGCGGGCUUUUCAGAAAGCGUCAUCUACUUCAAUGACAUCGAGAAUGAUGCAAUCUACAAGGAAAAGUUGAAUGACAACAUCGCUGAGUUUUUCAAAAAGUCGGAAUUUGGCCACAUACCAGCUUAUAGGGAAAACUGGAACGAGGUUAUCUUUGUCAUAAACUUAUCCGAACUCGAGUCAAAGGACACAGUGGAAGCCUUACAGGGAUUGGUCAGAGCGAUUUCUGUUGUCGAAAACGGACAUCCUCAGAGGAUUGGUUUCCUUCCCAUGGUGACCAAAUCUCAGGACAUGGGUAUACUUCGUAGGAUAUACGAGCUGAAAAGCGGAAAUUUGAAAGACCUCGCCAAGUACCUACAAGAAUUGUCUGUUGGAAGUGGGCUAAAAUCUAGCGAGUUUGAAAACAUACCACCAGUAUUGGAUAUUCUGGAAUCUAAGCUUAAGCUGAAAAAUUCCUCCAUCAUUGUCAAUGGCGAAGUGUAUCCCUUCAAAAGCAACCUAUGGAAUUACAUGAUUGCCAAAGUGAUAAAGAAAGAUGUCUCCUACAUCAAGGAUGAAUUGCGCCGUAUCAAUGCUGCUGAUGUUCUCACCGCCAGAGAAAUUCUGCAUAGAAGAUCCUUCACAGAAAGAAAUUUGAAGCUUGCGCCAGACUAUUUCGAAGAUGCAACAUACUACGUUACCAAUGUAACAGCUUUAAAAUUAUUGGGAACAAGAUUGGUAGAGUUUACCAAGAGCACGGAUCAUAAUAUGCUGCACACUAUCACGAUUGUUGAUGACUUCGAUACCCCGCUAGGGCUCAAAAGACUUUUGAACGCCACGAAGAUAGGUCUUCUUGGAGUAAGGAUAAGAGCCAUUCACACCGGUGCGGAAUCAAAACAAUGGCUUAAAAUGCGGGUCUUACUAGAAAAAUUGUCCUUCAACAAUAUCGAGAAAAUUCUUUCAAACAUGAAGACUAAAGCAUCGGCCAAUCUUAUUGAACACUCCAUUUUGAAUUUAUGGAUAUUCGAGCUGCCUAGUGAGAAUUCUGUCAGGAAAUCCUUCAUGACCAUCAAUGGAAGAUUUGUACAAUUCGAAGACAAUGAAGUGCUUUCCCCUAAUGAAUAUGAAAUGAUUCUACAGCGCGAGGCCUUGCGUGUCCUUGAUGCCACUCAGGCUCUUCAAGAUAUUUUACCUCACUUUGUGAGCAAUAGCAUAAAUCCUGAUUUGAUUGAGAUGCUAUCCAGCGUUUUGACUAAAAUGUUCUACGAUGGACAGCGUUUUUACAAUAACGGCAUUGACUACACCGCUGAGGGCUCACUGUCACGCGUUAAUUUGGAGGAGUUCGUGAAUUUCAACGCGUACAAUUCCUUUCAAUUGUAUUCGGACAUCAGAAAAGUUGACAUUACAUUAAUCGUUGAUCCUUUGGAAGAAAGGACGCAAAAGCUUUUAACACUUGUCUCCGAACUUAUGGACUUGAAAUUUGUGAACAUUCGUUUACACCUUUUGCCAACGAAUGACUUGAAAGUAUUUCCGAUUCAUAGGUUCUGGCUUGAAAAUAGCAAAGUGCGCCCGGAAAUGGAAGAGUUGGACGGUUAUUAUGUUGACGUUGAGCGUCCGUUCCAUUGGCACAUUGGCCCGCUAACUAGAGCCAGUGCGGAGUUCGAAUAUGCCAUUCUAGAAAUCAACGCAUUUGGUGAUUCAGAAGUCCCCUCAAAGGGUCUCGUUGAGGGAGUAGGGAACGUUUGUCUUCAGCUGGUUAAUGAACAUAAUGAAGUGGUUGAUAAAACAUUUACGUCAACUACGUUUGGAUAUGGCCAGCUGAGACUUUACAGUCUAGAACGGCAUUAUCGAAUCGAAAGUUGUUCCGAGGACUUUAGAGUGACUUCAUUUUCGCUCGACGCUCACUCAAAUUACGCGCCUAUCGAGUCGUUUGACUUGGCAAGCUUUUCCCCGAUGCGCGCAUACGUCAAGAUACGAAAAGAGAGUAGUUCUCUACCUGUAGAAAGUUUUGACCCUCGAAAGAGUUCGGUUGACAUAUUCUCAAUUGCUGAAGAUCGCAAUCAGGAAGACGAACUUAAGGGCUUGAUCGCUAGCAUUCUAAAAUCGAAUCUGGAAAAUGGCAUUAAAAUGUGGAUAUUGAUGGGGGAGUCUCCUUCGACAGGCUUGCUUCAAUUUCUGAGUAAAGUGUCCACGAAUUAUGAAAAUCGUAUCCAAUUUGAGCUUUUAAAGUACGAUUGGCCGCGUUGGUUAAGACCACAACGUUUCAGAGAAGACGAAGUUGCGGCCUUGAAGGUCUUGAUGCUGGAUUACAUUUUUCCUGAUGAGGUCGAUAAACUCAUUUACCUGGAACCUGGAGCCAGAAUUGAAGAUCUCAAGGCCUUAUGGAAGUUCCAAUUUGACACAGCCUUCUGCUUACCUCGUGCGUAUUAUUCUAAUGGUAGACCAUACUGGAAAGAGGGCUAUUGGCAAGAUUUUUUGAGCAAACACAAUCUUAAAUUUCAUGCGAUAGAUCCAGCCUUCAUCGUUAACUUGACCAAAUACAGAAACGAACAUGUUGGUGAAAAGUUUCGGAUUCAUUACCAACGCCUCUCUGCUGGUAUCAAUUUUUUGGCGAGAAUAGACCAGGACUUGAUAAAUGAUAUGCAGUUGAAGGUUCCAUUAUCGACAUUGAGAAAGAGCCUAGUUGCACAGAAUGCUUUCAAACGCGACGGGGACAAAGAGAACCUUGAGGUGCUGUACAAGGAAUUUUCACAAGAGAGUGAAGCUGCGCGGGCGAACCAGAACGAUUUUGAUCACGAUGAGCUGUAA